Diversispora eburnea is the source of this 230-nucleotide messenger RNA. NCBI's taxonomy places the organism in Eukaryota, Fungi, Glomeromycota, Glomeromycetes, Diversisporales, Diversisporaceae. The record is from the annotation of a GenBank genome assembly.
AUGCGGAAAUCAACAAGACAGUCAAUUGCUAAUAUAAUGUUAAAAAAUCAAAGAAAAGAAUAUGGAAGUUUGGCGACGGAAAAUUCUGAUCUAGAUUUCCCUGAUUUACUUGCAAAAUUGGAUGGUUAUCUUAAAAGCGAAUUCGUAGAUGCAUUUACUUCAAGAGUUAAGAUCAGUAGAAGAAGGAUAAAGUUGUUUCUUGAAUAUUUAGUGGAUACACGUAAAAUCAG